Messenger RNA from Spirometra erinaceieuropaei, 576 nucleotides. Lineage: Eukaryota; Metazoa; Platyhelminthes; Cestoda; Diphyllobothriidea; Diphyllobothriidae. The record is from the annotation of a GenBank genome assembly.
AUGGUCAGUCCACCCGUCAGCGCCCCCGAUCGCCUUUGUCACCAGCACGUUCGGCUGAUUUCGCCUCCGGACGAGGACAUAGUCCAGCAGGUGCCACUGACGCGGCCGAGGAUGCCUCCAGGCGGCCUUCUCUCGCUCCGACAGGCAGAAGAACGUGCUCAUCUAGAUGAGUCGGUGUUCUGCGCAGGUGCGGAGAAGCAGCAGAUCAUCGUCGUUCGAGCUGUGGAGACCGUGGGGACCCAGCACUCCUCUCCAGGCAGUAUGGUCUGUGCCGACGCGGGCGUUGAAGUCACCAAGGACAAUCAACUUGUCCGCCUUCGACACAGUCGCCAAGAGGGCGUGCAAGUCCUCGUAGAAUUUGUCUCCUGCGGCGUCGGGGUUGUUCAUCGGCGGAGCGUAGUCGCUGAUAAUGGUGGCGAAUCGGUCUCCCCGGAGAGGCAGACGGAGGCUCAUCAGGAGGUCCUUGAUUCCCUGCGGCAGACUGGGCAGUCGUCCCACGAUGUCGUUCCGGAUGGCGAAGGCGAACCCGCGUCUUAUCGCUCUGCCCUGGGUCGACCACUCCAUAAGAAGGUGUAG